Messenger RNA from Aquila chrysaetos chrysaetos, 4650 nucleotides. It is a transcript of the gene TTC17, whose product is annotated as tetratricopeptide repeat domain 17. Gene Ontology annotation, molecular function: protein binding. Gene Ontology annotation, cellular component: cytoplasm; actin cytoskeleton. The record is from RefSeq and is a predicted model, not a curated record. Bases 10 to 3696 code for a protein of 1228 amino acids. Gene Ontology annotation, biological process: cilium organization; actin filament polymerization. The transcript is spliced from 26 exons. NCBI's taxonomy places the organism in Eukaryota, Metazoa, Chordata, Aves, Accipitriformes, Accipitridae.
UUGGGGAAGAUGGCGGCGGCAGCGGCGUCCGGGCGGGGCGGGCUGGGGCGGGCGUGGGUCUUCUCCGGCUGGGCCCUGGGCCUGUGCUCGCUGCUGGCCUCGGGGACGCGGCCCGCCGCUGCCACCACCCACUGGGUGGUCACGGAGGACGGGAAGAUCCAGCAGCAGGUGGAUUCACCAAUGAACUUGAGGAACCCACAUGAUUUGGUAAUACUAAUGAGACAAGAAACAACAGUUAACUACCUCAAAGAACUGGAGAAACAGUUAGUUGCUCAAAAGAUUCAUAUAGAGGAAAAUGAGGACAGAGACACAGGGCUGGAACAAAGGCAUAAUAAAGAGGAUCCAGACUGCAUUAAAGCAAAGGUGCCCUUGGGGGACCUAGAUCUAUACGACGGCACGUACAUCACCUUAGAGAGUAAAGAUAUCCGCCCUGAAGACUAUAUAGACACAAAGUCUCCAGUGCCUCCAGACCUGCAGCAGCCAGACUGUACAAAAGUUCUAGAUCUUCCAUACAGUAUUCAUGCUUUUCAGCACUUACGGGGUGUCCAAGAAAGAGUUAAUCUUUCCGCACCCUUGUUACCUAAAGAAGAUCCAAUCUUCACAUACUUAUCACGGAGGCUGGGAAGAAGUAUAGAGGAAAUAGGUCAUCGUAUUUAUGACGGGCUAAUGAAGAACUCAUCUUCCUGGGUACUCUAUAAUAUGGCUUCUUUUUACUGGCGAAUAAAGAAUGAGCCAUACCAAGUAGUAGAAUGUGCUAUGCGUGCCCUUCAUUUUUCUUCAAGGCAAAAUAAAGAUAUUGCACUGGUAAAUUUGGCAAAUAUCCUGCACCGGGCUCAUUUCUCUGCAGAUGCAGCUAUUGUGGUCCAUGCAGCUCUGGAUUACAGUGACUUCUUUACCAGCUAUUACACUUUGGGAAAUAUAUACGCAAUGCUUGGAGAGUACAACCACUCAGUCCUGUGUUACGAUCAUGCUCUACAGGCCAAACCAGGGUUUGAGCAAGCUGUAAAAAGGAAGCAUGCUGUCCUAUGUCAGCAAAAACUUGAGCAAAAAUUGGAAGCCCAGCAUAGAUCACUUCAGCGAACAUUAAAUGAAUUGAAGGAGUAUCAGAAGCAGCAUGACCAUUACCUUAGGCAACAAGAUGUUUUAGACAAGUACAAGCUCAUCCAGGAGGAACAAAUUUUGAGGAACAUCAUUCACGAGACACAGAUGGCAAAAGAAGCUCAAUUAGGGAACCAUCAGAUUUGUAGACUGGGCAACCAGCAGCAUAGCUUGCACUGCCAGUGGGACCAGCCUGUUCGUUAUCACCGCGGAGACAUUUUUGAAAAUGUGGAAUAUGUUCAGUUUGGUGAAGACUCUUCAACUUCUAGUAUGACAUCUGUGAAUUUGGAUCUUCAUGCAAACCAAAGCGACCACAGCCAGUCCUUGCAGUCUUCCCCUGUUGCUCGUUCUAUCGUUUCAGUGUGGAGUGUAGAAUCCCAUAGAGACAAACAGCAUAUUCUUUGGCCUCAGCGAUCAGAGUGCAUGAAAUCUUUCCCCAAAAUUCCUGAUCCAGAAGAACUGCCAACUUAUUUCCUGCCUCCAGAAAAUAGGGGAUUCAGAGUCCAGCCAAUCCUGAAUAUCCCAAGAGAUGCUGUCGGGCAUGGAGAAACCCAGGCACCAGACUGUUCUUCCAUUACUGAUGCUCGUAACAAUGAAUCUCUAAACAUACUGGUCAAGCAACUAGACAGUAAUCUAGAUUUGAAAUUCAAGAUGCCGGAUGAUCAGGCAAGACAAGUUUUGCAGUCUCGUAUCAACAAUCAAACUAUUACACAGGCGAAGAUAGGAGCGUUUCUAGAUCAUGCCAUGAAAAAGCCAGAAGAUCCUCUAUGGCUUGUGCUUAAUGAAGCUGGAUUGUACUGGCGUGCAGUUGGAAAUAGCACCUUUGCUAUCACCUGUUUGCAAAAAGCAUUUAAUUUGGCUCCACAUGAGUAUCAGGACAUCCCUCUGGUCAAUCUUGCUAACCUCUUGAUUCAUUAUGGUCUUCAUUUGGAUGCCAGCAGGCUCCUGCUGAAGGCUUUGGCCAUCAAUGCCUCUGAGCCCCUGACUUUCUUGAGCCUAGGAAAUGCGUAUCUGGCUCUGAACAACAUUAGUGGAGCCCUGCAGGCUUUCAGACAUGCGCUGGAUUUGACGACCAAGUGCUUGGAGUGUGAAAGCAGCCUGAAGAUGAUCCGCUGUUUGCAGUUUUACCCUUUUCUGUACAACAUCACGUCUUCUGGGUGCAGUGUGGAAAGACAUGGAGAAACCUCCUCUGAUUUAGCAUUGAGAAUUACACUAUCUAAACAUAGACUAGAGGCCAACAUAUCUCCUGGCCACUGUCAUGAGAAAAAUCCAGAUGGCAGCCAUGACAAGGAGAAAUACUUUGAUGACCACCACGAGUCAGUUACAGCAGUAGCAGAAGGACACUCUGAGGGAGGUACAGAAGAUCCAGAAGUCCUUACUCAGAGUUCAGCAAGGGAUCCCUCCUUCUUGAGACUGGAAAACGCAGUAACUGCAGAAAGCAAUGGUUCGGAAGGAAUGGAGGGGUUAGAAGAUGAUCAGAUGUCUGAAGAGAUGCUGGCUUUGGUGGAUGAGUUUGAAAACUCUUGGCCUCAGGAAGCUUUUGAAGGGGCGCUGGAGGUAAAAGGCCGUCGGAUGGACUUGCAGGGAAUCCGGGUCCUAAAGAAGGGAUCUCAGGAUGGACUGGCUAGCUCCUGUUUUGGGGACUGUGGUGAUGAUGAUGAAGCUGAAUGGAUCACUUUUCAGGUCAAACGUUUAAAGAAGCCAAAAGCUGAAAGCUUGGAUCUCCAGGAGCCAGCUGGGAGAAACGGGGAAGAAUCGACUAGUGGAGAAAAUGAAAACUUUUACCAAACUGCCCUGGAGAUCAGUGGACCAAAGAUACCUUCUCCUGGACCAAUAGGAAAAAGACGUGAUUAUCGUAGCCUUGGCUGGCCAAGUCCUGAUGAAUGCCUGAAGCUCCGCAGGGUAGAGCUUACAACUGUAGCCAGCACAUGGCUUGCUGUUUCUGCUAAAAACAUUGACAUUACAGAACACAUUGAUUUUGCCACACAGCUGCAAGAACCAGCCAUGGAACCCCUUUGUAACCCAAAUCUACCAGCCAGUAUGCAUACUUUGGACCACCUGCAAGGUGUCUCUAGCCGGGCCAGCUUGCAUUACACUGGAGAAAGUCAACUGAAAGAGGUGCUACAGAAUCUGGGCAAAGACCAGUACUCACCACAGUCAUUAGAACAAGUUGGUACUCGAAUAGCCAAAGCUUUGGAAAAGAAUCAGACUUCAUGGGUCCUCUCUAGCAUGGCAGCUCUUUACUGGAGGGUGAAAGGCCAAGGAAAGAAGGCAAUUGAUUGCUUACGGCAAGCAUUGCACUAUGCACCCCAUCACAUGAAGGAUGUACCACUAAUAAGCCUAGCAAACAUCUUCCACAACGCAAAACUCUGGAAUGAUGCCAUCAUUGUGGCUACCAUGGCCGUGGAAAUAGCCCCACACUUUGUGGUGAAUCAUUUCACACUGGCAAAUGUCUACGUAGCAAUGGAAGAGUUUGAAAAGGCAAUGAAAUGGUAUGAGUCAACACUAAAACUUCAGCCAGAGUUUGCCCCAGCAAAGAAUCGAAUCCGCACCAUUCAGUGUCAUUUACUCAUGAAAAAAGAGCGACGGUCUCCGUAGAGAUCAGCAUCUUUUUCUUUUUUAAAAAAAUGUCAUUAUUCUCUAUUCUGCUUUUAAGUGUGCUAAGAUAAAUUGAUGAAUCAAAAUUUUUAACAAGACUUUUAAAAAGAGAUGGGAUUUGGAUCAAGGGUUCUUUUAUUUUUUUUUUUCCUCAAAUAUAGGAGCAUCUUUGGAGAAAAUAUUUCACAGACCAUAAUUUUAAAACAUCCGUGUAAAUAUUAAACCAAGAAACUUCCAUGAGUCCAUGACCACCUGUACCAGGACCCAGGCACUGUUAGUUUUUCCUUAAUGCUCAGAUUGGCAUCAGCAUCCAAAAUAACUUGCUUCAUGUCUUACGAUCUAAGUCAAUGGAAAUGCAAAGCACAGACCCGUACCAAAUAGUAAGAAGAGAUAAUCAGCAAUUUGUCCAUCUGAAACUCAUGCUUUGUCCAGUCUCGUUCACUCCAUACCACAUUAUCUGCUUUUUUGGAAGGAGAGGGACAGGAUUUUAAAUGUUUAUAAAAAACAUCAGGAACAUCAAGCGUUUUUUUAAUUGUUUAUUUCUGUCAGGGGAUGAGGAGGGAAUGAGGAGGAGGGAACAGCAGGACACUAAAGUGGUUUUUAAUCUUACUUGCAGGGAAAAAAAAAAAUCACUAAAAAUCCCAGUAAGAUAUUUCAUAUUUGUCUAUAUAUUCAUAGCCCUCUGCCUCCCUGAAUGGUUGAUUUACUAAUUCUUUGUUCACUGUAUUUUUAGCCAUUUCAGAAUAAGGUGCAAGUUUAUGCUCACUCUGAGCCAUACUUUCAGCUGCCGAGGAGGAAGAGGGAGGAGGUGUCAAGGUAUCAUCAGCAAAUAAGUCAGGUGGAAGAUUUCCAAAUCAGUUCUCUUUGGUUGGUGGAGGACAUGAUUCUCCAGACAUCAUUGUUGAAUCAACAAGGGCACAUAUUUGAAAUAAAAUAAAUUGUUUAUGACCAAAA